AUGGCGAUGGCGGCGGCCAGGAGAGCGCUCCUGGCCCACCUCCGCGUGCCGGCGGUCCACCCUGCGGCGGCGGCAGGGACCAUCCUCGCGGCACGGAGGCUCCUGUCGUCGACGACGGAGGGGACGAAGGGGUCGUUCCUCGACAAGGGCGAGGUCGCCGACCGCGUCCUCUCCGUCGUGAAGAACUUCCAGAAGGUUGAACCCUCAAAGGUGACACCUACUGCCCAUUUCCAGAAGGACCUUGGACUCGAUAGCUUGGACACUGUCGAGGUCGUGAUGGCGUUUGAGGAAGAAUUUUCCUUCGAGAUCCCUGACAAUGAAGCAGAGAAGAUUGACUCCAUCAAGACAGCGGUUGACUUCAUCGCUUCGCAUCCUCAAGCAAAAUAA
Molecule: messenger RNA, 387 nt
Organism: Miscanthus lutarioriparius
Lineage: Eukaryota; Viridiplantae; Streptophyta; Magnoliopsida; Poales; Poaceae
Source: the annotation of a GenBank genome assembly